UUUAUGUAGAGAUUGUUAUUGUCCUCUCUCUCCGACUUCCGCUCUGCAGUUUGUUUGAUAUCUAAUUUAGUGAGAAAUGGUUUCGUUAUCUGUAAAUUCACUGAGGCAGGUGAUGCGGGCCAUGCUCGAUUCUCCUGGAUUUGAUCGUGUUUUAAGGAAGGUAGAGUUGGUUUCAGCCAGUCCAGGUAAAGUGGUGUGCCAGAUGAAAGUGGAAGAGGAGCACACUAACCGAGGAGGGACCCUACAUGGCGGGCUGACUGCCACUCUGGUUGAUGUGAUUUCCACUACUGCACUCUUGUACACGGAGAGAGGAUUGCCUGGAGUCAGCAUCGACAUGAACAUCACGUACAUGAAUGCAGCCAAGGUUGGAGAAGACAUCUUGAUAACUGCACAGGUUUUAAAACAGGGCAGAACUUUGGCAUUCGCUACUGUUGAUUUAACAAACAAAGCUAAUGGGAAACUGAUUGCUCAAGGAAGACACACAAAACACCUUGGCAGCUGAUUCUUAAUAUGGUUGAGAAACAUGGAAACCAUAAAUGUCUUUUAUAUGUAAGUAAACAUGUAAUAAAACACCACAAGAGAUUUUCAAAGCUUGUACUGUAUUGGGAUAUCUUCAGCAGUGUGGCAUUAAAUCAAUACGAACAUGAAUAAAUCAUGAACACAG
Molecule: messenger RNA, 664 nt
Organism: Neoarius graeffei (lesser salmon catfish)
Lineage: Eukaryota; Metazoa; Chordata; Actinopteri; Siluriformes; Ariidae
Gene: acot13
Product: acyl-CoA thioesterase 13
Exons: 3
Coding region: 77-502 (141 amino acids)
Molecular function (GO): fatty acyl-CoA hydrolase activity
Source: RefSeq, a predicted model, not a curated record